CAAUUUGGCAUUUCCAAACAUGAGUGUCUUUUACCAAGAAGAGCACUCUCAUCAUUCUAAGAGAUGCAAAUUCAUAGCUACACUUUUAAAGGAAGCAUUUUCCCAUUGCCAUAGUUUCAAUGGUCGGUUUUCGAGUUCGGGUCACGAUGACGACGAACACUCAACGAGUGACAUCGAUGAUGAGUCCGAGGUAGUUGUUUCGGAAAUCCGGACUCGAGCGAUGGAAAAGAUGAACAGAAAGACGAGUUCAAUGACGGGAAGCUUUUCGUGGGUGUUAUCUCCAUCGACGGGAGAGAUUUACAUAAGCUCGAAUCAUUUUAAAAGAAGAGACAACGAUAAUGAAGAUGAUGAAUUCUUUUCAGUAGGGAGUUGUUUCUCAUUGUGUUCGAGUGGUGUUAGUAGGGAAGCGUUUAUGUCGGCUAAAUCAAAUUUCUCACGUUGUUCGAGUUUAAAGAAUGUUGAUUUCCCAGAGAUUUGGAAGUUUGAUUCAGAAGAUUUUCGAAGGCGAUCGAUCAUUAGGGAGUUUUGUCAUUGUGAAGGGUGGCCAUUUGGGUUAUGUAGGAAAGUUGUGUUGCUACCACCUUUGCCUAAAUCACCCUCGGAAUCUUGGUCUUGGCGUAAAGGGACUAGAUUAGCCAAGACUCCAUAUAUUUAAAUAUGUUGCAAGUUUCUAUACUUUGAUAUAAUUCUUUUACUUCAAAAAAUCUUUUUAUCUAUAAAGAAUUUUAGUCCAAUCAUUGACAUCCAUCAAUGUCUUUAGUGUCAACAAUUGGACUGAGAAAAAUUAUGAUACUAAAAUAAAGUACAAAGACAGAUGAUAUAUUAGUCACUUUUGUUUCAAUUUCUUUUUUCUUUCAUUUUGACAAUAAAAGCCGAAUAUACAUUUAAUAUGAAUAUUUU
This is a messenger RNA of Gossypium raimondii (Peruvian cotton), 900 nucleotides long. RefSeq lists its product as uncharacterized. Bases 20 to 655 code for a protein of 211 amino acids. Lineage: Eukaryota; Viridiplantae; Streptophyta; Magnoliopsida; Malvales; Malvaceae. The transcript has 2 exons. The record is from RefSeq and is a predicted model, not a curated record.